UUGAUUUAACUGCACCAUGUGAAACAAUAACACUUAAAGUCGUUUUUUAAUAAAUACAGGGUGGAGAAAUGAUGUUAAGCAAAACUAUUAUUUCUCAUUUCUCCCUGAAGGACCCUUUUGCGUCCCUGCUUUACGGAAAGCUGGCAUUGUGCUCCGGCCAUUCAUGUCUUGGAGGGGCGGAGUUAGCGGAGCCGGAGAGGGGUCAUAACAAGAUGUGUGUCCCCGACUGAAGCAACAUUAUUUCCGCCCUGGUCCGGAGCCGUCCUGAGUCUUACUGAGAGGAGCUUUUUAAAUGGACUCUGAAACGAGUCCGAGCUGAUCGCAGAAGUGACUGACAGCCGCUGAACAGAAGCAGAGGAUGGAUGGGAACUUUUCCCCGGCUGCUAUCUUCUCAGUAGUCCUGCUCACCGUGGCGUUGUCCCCCUCAACAGCUUUCCUGGAGCCUUACGACCUUUUAUAUGACAAUGCGGUUCAGGCGUUUUACAACAACGACUACCCAAAUGUGGUCCGUUACAUGGAGGGAGCGCUCAGCAGCUACAGGGAAGUCCGCCAAACCAAGGUCCGGUGCCGGCUGAGGUGCCAGGACCAGCAUCCCUUUGAUGCCACCUUCUCGGAGCUGCGCUUCCCUGACGUGGUGCUCCGGAGAGCGGCGUGUAUGAACACAUGCAUCGAGGAGAUACUUGGCAGUCAAUCUCUGCACAAAGUCAGCGAGGAUGUAGUGCAGGACUUCCACAGGAGGAUCCCCUACAACUAUCUUCAACUGGCUUAUAAGAAGAUAAAUCAGGGGAGAUUGAGACUGCAGUUUCUAGUAACCAAGGAGCUUGAUGUUUCUCCAUAAUGAGCCUGUUGAGAU
Molecule: messenger RNA, 853 nt
Organism: Notothenia coriiceps (black rockcod)
Lineage: Eukaryota; Metazoa; Chordata; Actinopteri; Perciformes; Nototheniidae
Product: prolyl 3-hydroxylase 2-like
Exons: 2
Coding region: 359-838 (159 amino acids)
Biological process (GO): collagen fibril organization
Cellular component (GO): endoplasmic reticulum
Molecular function (GO): collagen binding
Source: RefSeq, a predicted model, not a curated record